Paramecium tetraurelia is the source of this 516-nucleotide messenger RNA. RefSeq lists its product as uncharacterized. Lineage: Eukaryota; Ciliophora; Oligohymenophorea; Peniculida; Parameciidae. The record is from RefSeq and is a predicted model, not a curated record. The transcript has a single exon.
AUGAGAUCAACCUUAUUUUCAAUUUACUUCCUUUUCUUGUACUUUUUUCUGUUAAAGUCGUUUUACUUAUCCAUCAGACGGAAAAGCUAUACUUAUGUAAAUAUGAUUGAAGAGCAAAAUUUAUGUAAAAGAUGCAAAAUACAUAGAGGUUUUAUUUAAUUUAGUAUGAUUAGAAAUAACAACUCAUCAUUGUAAAAUCUGCUAGACUUGCAUAUUAGAAAUGGAUCAUCACUGUUUCUUCAUUGGUAAUUGUGUAGGGAAAAAUAACUAUAAAUAUUUUAUAAGUUUUAUUUGUUAUACAAAUAUCCUGACAUUAAGUGUAUUAUUAUAUUUAGGCAAACAAUUUUAUUUUUUCGUUACUUUGAGAUUUGGAUUAUUAACAGUAAAUUGGUUUAGAUUGAUAUUUGUUUACAUUUUCACAACAUUACUUUUUUUAUCGGCUCUUUCAAUGUUGUUUGCUUAAGCAUAUGUCUUAGCAAACAAUAGUUCGAUGGUUCAUAUGCGAAAAUAUCCUGA